Messenger RNA from Sorex araneus (European shrew), 4673 nucleotides. RefSeq names its product serine active site containing 1 (gene SERAC1). The record is from RefSeq and is a predicted model, not a curated record. NCBI's taxonomy places the organism in Eukaryota, Metazoa, Chordata, Mammalia, Eulipotyphla, Soricidae.
GGGGCGGGGCCCGGCGGGAGGAGCGGGUCACGUGCUGCCCAGCGUCGGGCGGAGGGAGCGGGCAGCGAGCAGCGCCGCAGCCUGGGCUCCGCGGGAGGGGACCGGACCCGCCACGAUCUCGGCGGGUGGGGCCCCUGAGCCGGCAGAAUGUCCCUGGCUGCGUAUUGUAUCAUCUGUUGCCGGAGAAUAAGAACCUCAGCUCCUCCAGCCAAGAGCCGAACGUACUGGAGGGAUGGCAGAAACAUCAUCAAGCUUACCGGGUCACUGAUCUUAGGAGGCUCUUUAUUUUUUACAUAUGAAGUUCUGGCCCUGAAGAAGUCUUUGACAUUACACACUGAAGUGGUAGAGAAAGAGAAGAUGAAGUCCUACAUCUACAUGUACACGGGCUCUCUAGAUGAAAAAGGCGAUUAUGGAAUCACUUACCUGGCGAGGAAAGAGAUCCACAAAGCAGUCAGAGCGAUUCUAGCAACGUCAGCCAAGCUGUUGCAGAGCCCGUUUUCUGACACGUUCAGCACCGUGGAUGUGGAGGACCACGAGUGCCCCGUGUGGCUGCUGCUUCGGAAGAGCCAGUCGAAGGCCCGGGAGGCCCGGCUGCAGGCCGUGCAGGAGAUGGCCGAGGCCCGCCACUGGCAAGAUUACCAGUACAGGACCAUUGCACAGGCCGCAGAUCUGAGAACCCUCGUCGGCUUGGCACGGAGCAAAGACAGUGACCUUCGCUUCUUCCUACCACCGCCUCGUUUGCCUGCCAUGAAAGAAGACUCCUGCAUCGAGGAGGAGCUCAGGCAGCUGCUGUCCUCCCUGCCCCAGACGGAGCUCGACGAGUGUAUCCAGAACUUUACGUCUCUGGCCCUGAGCGAGAGCAGCCAGAGCCUCGCGGCGCAGAAGGGUGGCCUGUGGUGUUUCGGAGGAAACGGACUUCCCUACGCGGAGAGCUUCGAGGUGCCCUCGGUGACCAUGGAGAUGUUCUGCCUGGAAGCGAUCGUCAAACAUUCCGAGAUCGCGGCGCACUGCGACAAGCUGGAGAGGAACGGCGGGCUGCAGCUGCUGCAGCGGCUCUACCUGCUGCACCAGGACUGCCCGCAGGUGCGCCGCAGCGUCCUGCGCAUCGUGGGCAACAUGGCCCUCCGCGAGCACCUGCACGCCGCCAUCGCCCGCGCCGGCUGGGUCUCCAUCAUGGCCGAAGCCAUGAAGUCUCGCCACAUCAUCGACGUCUCGCACGCGGCCAGGGCCCUGGCGAACCUGGACCGGGACAGCGUGCGGGAGAAGUACCCGGACGGGGUGUACGUGCUGCACCCCCAGUUCCGGACCAGUCAGCCCAUUAAAGCAGAUGUCCUUUUUAUUCAUGGCCUCAUGGGAGCAGCCUUCAAAACCUGGCGCCAGCAGGACAAUGAGCAGAACCUGACGGAGGCUUUCUCCGAGGAUGAAGCUGGGUACACGACGUGUUGGCCCAAGUCAUGGCUCGCCAGAGACUGCCCCGCGCUCCGCAUCAUCUCUGUGGAGUACGACACCAGCCUGAGCGACUGGCGGGCGCGGUGCCCGAUGGAAAGGAAGUCCAUUGCCUUCAGGAGCAACGAACUCCUGCAGAAGCUCCGAGCGGCCGGCGUGGGGGAGCGGCCGGUGAUCUGGGUAUCCCACAGCAUGGGGGGCCUUCUCGUCAAGAAGAUGCUGCUGGAGGCCUCCAAGAAGCCGGAGAUGAGCCGGCUGGCCAGCAACACGCGCGGGGUCAUCUUCUACAGCGUGCCCCACCGCGGCUCCCACCUGGCCGAGUACUCGGUCAACGUCCGCUACCUGCUCUUCCCCUCCCUGGAGGUCAAGGAGCUCAGCAAAGAUUCUCCGGAACUGAAAAUCCUGCAGGACGAUUUCCUGGAGUUCGCGAAAGGCCAGAACUUCCAGGUGCUGAAUUUCGUGGAGACGCUGCCGACCUACAUCGGGAGCAUGAUCAAGCUGCACGUGGUGCCCGCCGAGUCGGCAGACCUAGGCAUUGGAGACCUCAUUUCCGUGGAUGUGAACCACUUGGACAUCUGUAAGCCCAAGAGGAAGGAUGCUUUUUUAUACCAGCGCACCUUACAGUUCAUCCGAGAGACUUUAGCCAAAGACCUGGAAAACUGACGGUGGCCUUCCCUCCCUCAUGAGCAGAGAUGGUGCGGGAACCUGGUGUUUUCAUUCUUUCUAGCGCUCAGCAGCUGUGCGGAGGUCAGCAUCCCGAGCGUCUGGGGCGGGCCGUGGGCUGCGGGCUCUUGUUAUAAAAAGCACAGACACAGAGUGAAGGCUUGGGGCUGGGGCAAAAGGGCAGCAGGGAGGGUACUUCCCUUGCCCUCAGCCAACCGGGUUCAAUCCCCAGCAUCCCAUAGAAUCCCCUGAGCACUGCCAGGAGUGAUCCAUAAGCAUUGCCGGGUGUGUCCUACCUACAAAAAAAAAAAGAAAAGAAAGAAAAAGAAUGAAGCCCACACUGCCAUCUUGGAUUCCCAAGAAUUUCCACGUGGGCCCGGUGGCGCUGGCACUUUGCCCGGGUUCUGGGGAACCCCCACCCGCCUCCCCCACUUUGCCCCCCAAUGCCGUUUGGAGAGAACCUCAGUGGGCCGAGCGGGAGCUCGCACAGAGGAGUCGGGCUUUGUUGUGCCACAUGCCAUGGACUUGGGGGAACUGUAACUGAAACUGUCUCGGUGGUCACGAUAGACUGUGCUCCCCAGGGCGCAGUGUCUUGUCACUUUAUUUUCAUAGUGCUGAGAACAAAUGUCUCUUCUUACAAAGCAUUCUACCCUAGAGAAAUUCUAGAUGGUAGCUACCGGUAUGUGGGAUUUUUCCCAGAAAAGGAGAAAGUAGCUAGCCCAUUAUUGACCGGGGGUAAAACUACUCAGAGUCGUCGUGUGUGUGUGUGUGUUUGUGUGUGUGAAGACAUUAUAGUAUCAAGAUUCUCAGGGCUAGAGUGAUCGUACAGUGGGUAGAGCAGUUGCCUUGCACCUGGCCGAGGCUGGAUCAAUCCCCAGCACCACGUGUCCCCGGAGCCUACAAGAGUGAUCCCUGAGCACAGAGCCAGGAGUAAGCCCAGAGCACCGCCGGGUUUGGCCCAAAACAACAAAAAUAAUUGCCAGAUUCUCUUGGCGCUAAAUCAUUUAUAUACAUCAGGCCCUCAACAGUUCAGGUUGUUUCCUUAGAACACCGGGGAGAAGAAAGCCAUUCCAGAGAAAGGAGGUUAAUCGAAGGCCUUUCAUUGCAUGUUCUUUUGUUUCGAUCCCAAACCUCAAAGGUGCCAGUGAGGACGGGAUGGUGGGGGAUCCUGCCAGCGUUUCCUUCGUGGCACUGUUGAUCUGUGGGUUACCUGCCCUCGGCAGACGCUGCCCUCCUUUCUCUGGGGAAGGGCGUGUAACGGCAUUUCCUGUGUGUGGACUCACAGUGGGGACCCCGUCCCAUGGCUUUCUCUUGGCCUGGUGUUCCCGGGGUCAUGGUGACGCAGCCCGGAUAAGUACUGCAUUCCUGCGUAUGGCCGACUAUCGCAUCCCGAGUACAUCCCGUUAGUGGACGUUCCUUCCGCUUUCCAAGUCUUUGGAGUUGGCAGUGCUGCUGUGGACGUUCCUUCGCCAUUCUGAGGGUGGGUGCUGGUGCCCGUCAGCUGCCCUCUGCCCUUCUGAGCACUGACAUUCGCAGGGUGGGCGAGUCCUGCCCGGACUGACGGCGGCCGUUGACCUUGGGUUGCUCCUGUCUGCAUCUGAUGGUUUCCCAUCAACAGGUGGCAGAACUGUUCACCCCCCCCCCCGCCCCCGAGAGACGCCACAGGGAGCCUGUCUCUGCCCUCAGCACUGAGCACCGUCCUUUUAGUUCAUUUUCUUCCUUCCUUAGUUCAGGGUUUCCCAUGAACAGCUCAACCUGUUGAAACAACAGGUGCUGAACAGUCGUGGAGUCAGACCCCAGCCCUCAGAGUCUCACUGUCGCAUUCCAGAUGGGUUCGGAAGACCCGGUGUGGGGGACCAGGGGCAGAGUGCUCAGCCGCAGACAUCUCGGCAAGUCACCUCACGUUUCCGUUUAUUCCGUGAAAUGGAGGUGAGGGACACUUUCUUGCCCACAGUUUUGUGAGAUUUAAGUCCGUGAUAUUUGAAAAGAAUCAUUCCCUGAAGAACACAAAAUGUGAAAUGUAUUUGAAAUAGCUUUAAACUUAGAACAUCAAUAAAAUGAUUCAAGUCUUAUUUAAAUAUUGUUUCUGAAAAAAAAAUUCAUUUAACCCCAUGUGAAAAAGCUUCCAAUGAUUUUUGUCCAAGAAGAAAGUAAACAAAAAUUCUUAUUAUCCUUAUUGCCCAUUUACCUCAUCACAUGUCCCCCAAGCUUGCCCAAGGCUUGCCUUGGGACACUGAAACUCAGGAAUACUUCGGACCCCUCUUACUUCGGGGUGUGAAUUAAGUGUCACAGAGAAAGAUGAGACAGGACCGGAGGGCCUAAGAGGUGCCAUUCUGACAGGGUCUUUCUCCCAUGGUUCUGGUGACCACCUCUGCCUGGCCAGCGCGGGCCCGUGGCAGAAUGACAGCUCCCUGUACGUUUCCUUUAGUCUGAACCUAAGUUUAGGCCAACCCUGCUGAAUUCUCAUCUCUGUAAUAACACUAUCGCAUGUUUUAUCUUUGCCAUUUGGUAUAAAAUUGUGUGUGGGGAAAUUUCAACACGUUCAAUAAAUUUCAUUUUUAAGU